Chironomus riparius is the source of this 3216-nucleotide messenger RNA. The record is from the annotation of a GenBank genome assembly. NCBI's taxonomy places the organism in Eukaryota, Metazoa, Arthropoda, Insecta, Diptera, Chironomidae.
GUAAGGUUCUGAAAAUUGAAAUUUUAAAAAUGCCAAUUAAAGUAAUUAAACUACAGUGAAGAAAUAAGUGAAUAACUUAAAUAUGCUAACAAAAUACGCGUUAUACCUUACCUCAAUUUGUAGCAGUGACUUUAGUGCUAGUUUUUUUCUUUUCUUAGGAAUUUUUUUAUUAUCCGAAAAUAUCAUUUUUAACAUUCUUACCAAUCAUGAAUAUAUAGCUAACAUGUUUGAAAAUAAAGAUUACAUUGCCGUCAAUGUGUUUGACGAUUCAGUCAGAAAGCGGAGCUUGAAGCGGCAAUGGAAUCAAUUAUCGAGAUUUCAAAAGAAUCUAGUUGUUGUCAUAGUAUUUGGAGGCAUCUUGCUCUGUGGAUUUUUGCUGUAUCAACGUCAGCUAUUGAAAGCAAAUAGUCUGGAUGCUUUCUCAUCUGAACACGUCAAAUCUAUGAAGACGAAUGUUGUCGACACUGAUAAGAUUCAAAUCGUUCCUUUCAAAGAAGACAUUUCAUCCGUUCGUAUGAUUCAGAAUGAAAAUCAACUUCCAAGUGCUGAUGAAUGGGUACAAAAUGCAGUUGAUAAUAAUCAUGAUACAAAAAAUUCGAUUGACAAUCCUCAAGAUAUCAUAAAUGGUGAUAUUGAGUCCGAUAAAUCUGAGGUCAAACGAGAUAUUAAUAAUGAAAAUGAAGACACCAAAACCCGUGGCAUGUCCUUUAAGGGUCCAAUGAAUGAAAGACAGCAAGCUGUAGUCAACGCUAUGAGACAUUCAUGGACGGGUUAUAAAACCUUUGCUUUUGGCCAUGAUAACUUGAAGCCAAUAAGUCAAACUUACAGCGAUUGGUUUAGCCUCGGCCUUACAAUCAUAGAUUCUUUAGACACACUCUAUAUCAUGGACAUGCAAGAGGAGUAUCAAGAAGCUAGGAAAUGGGUUGAAGAAUCGUUGAAACUAGACGUAAAUCGAGAUGUCAAUUUAUUUGAAGUAACAAUUCGUGUGUUAGGAGGCUUAUUAUCCAUAUAUCAUUUAUCUGGAGACGAAAUUUACAUGACAAAAGCUUUAGAGCUUGGAAAAAGACUUAUGCCAUCAUUUGACUCGACCAGUGGAAUUCCAUAUUCAGACGUUAAUUUAUUCUCAAUGCAAGCUCAUUCACCAAAAUGGUCGCCUGACUCAUCAACUUCCGAGGUCACAACAAUACAGUUAGAAUUCAGGGAUUUAUCAAGAAUCUCGAAUGAUCCAACAUUCGAAAAUGCAAUAACUCGAGUUAGUGAAAAAGUACAUGAGCUUCCAAAAACGGACGGUCUUGUUCCAAUUUUUAUCAACGCAAACACAGGAAGUUUCAGAAGCUUUUCUACAAUAUCACUAGGCGCACGCGGCGAUAGCUAUUACGAAUAUUUAUUAAAACAAUGGCUGCAAGUCGGAAAAAUACCUGAACAUUAUUUCAUUGAAGAUUACAAGGAAGCAAUAAACGGUGUAAUUAAGCACUUGAGACGGAAAACUCCUAAUGAACACCAUGUGUAUGUUGGUGAAUUGAUCAGUGGAAAGGACUUUAAACCAAAAAUGGAUCAUUUAACAUGCUAUUUACCUGGAACUUUACUACUCGGCCAUAAAAAUGGCAUGCCACAAUCUCAUUUUACUUUAGCAAAUGAACUGCUCGAGACAUGCUACCAAACAUAUAUUAAGCAAGCGACUGGUCUGGCACCUGAAAUAACAUAUUUUAAUUUAGAAGGAGAAAGUGCGACUGAUAUUUAUGUAAAAGCAAACGAUGCACAUAAUCUCCAGCGACCAGAAUUUAUUGAGAGUCUUUAUUAUUUCUAUGUGAUAACAGGUAAUAAAACUUAUCAAGACAUGGGAUAUAAAAUAUUUGAAUCAUUCGAGAAAUAUACGCGCGUAAGUCAUGGAUAUACGUCAAUAUCAAAUGUAAAGACACCGAAUAAUGUUCGUCCGAAAGACAUGAUGGAAACAUUCUGGCUCGGAGAGACAUUAAAAUACUUUUAUUUGCUGUUUAGCGACGAUCGUAAUGAAAUUGACCUGGACAAAUUCAUUUUUAAUACUGAAGCACAUGUAAUUCCAGUGCGUGAGAAUUAAUUUAAAACAAUCAAUAUUGUUCCAAUUUAAAAAACAUUUUUUUCGACUUUUUAUUAUGUUCAUUUUUUGAAAGAAAGUUAUGUUUGUUAAUGAUAUAUGUCAUGUGAGGAUGUUCACAUGUGAGACAUUAGUUCUAUGCAAUAGGGAAAAUGAGUUAUACAAUAUUUAUGUGUGUUUUUGGACGAGAUUAGGGAAUGCUAUUAUGUAAAAAAUAUACAGAGACACUGAAAUUAUGAUUGAUAGCUAUAUUAAGGACUAUUUUGUUAAUUUAUAAAUAUACUAGCGAAGUUUUUGGAUAAUUCACAUAUAAAGAGGCUUAUUAAGCUGUAAUAUAGCUGAUUUAUCUCUUAACAGGCGAAUUCAGCUAAAAGAUGGCUUAUUCAGCUCCUUUUUGGCUAAUCCAGCUGUAUUGUUGCUGAUUCAGCAGUUUUGUGGUUAAUUCAGCACUCUUCAGCUCAUUCAUUAUCUAUUCAGCUGAAUAAAAGAAACUAUUCAGCAAGUUCAAAAACGUUUGAUCAAAUUCAGCAUUUAUUUGAGUGAUUCAGCACAAUUCAGCAACUUUUGAUGUAGACUAGAUUCAAACGGUUAUCAUGAUAAUUCAGAUAGCUAGCUUUAGAUUUUUGCACAAUAUCUGUACAAUUCUUUUGAGUACCUUGCGUGAUUAGUCGUCUUUAUCGUCGCUAGAGACAUAGUUUUCCAGCUCAUUACCCGGAAUUUUAGUUGAACUAAUAAUUCUAGAUCGCCUAUCAAUUACUAGCGAUGCACACUCGUUUCAAAAACACGCAUAAAUAUUGAAUUUAUAUAUUAAAAAAAUCAUACACUUAUGAUUGUGAUUUUAGAAGUUAAAGAAUCCUUAAUUAAUUUUUUUUCCAUAGAUAGAACAAUGAAUGGCUUAAAGAAUUACCAAAAUAGUAAUUUAAGUAUUUAAAAAAAAGAUGAAAAAUAUAACUAUGAUAAUUUCUAACACAAAAAAUAUGGAAAGUGAGAUAGAAAACUUAAUUAUGAGAUGAUAUUAAGACACUUUGUUGUUAAAUCAAAAGAAAAAAUGGCAUUUUAUUAGAUUUUAUAAUUUAGCAAUACAUACCAUUAAUGUUAAUUCUCAAUGUUUCAGUUUAUAUAUAUUUUUUGCCUAUGUCUAG